Molecule: messenger RNA, 1926 nt
Organism: Synchiropus splendidus (mandarinfish)
Lineage: Eukaryota; Metazoa; Chordata; Actinopteri; Syngnathiformes; Callionymidae
Product: proliferation-associated protein 2G4-like
Exons: 14
Coding region: 83-1297 (404 amino acids)
Source: RefSeq, a predicted model, not a curated record
GAACAUCAACACCAGUGACUCAUUCUAGUCUUUUGUUGAGAACUUACGAAUCGAUAGACACUCGCUUCUAAAGUCUGCUGCCAUGCCUCUUAUUUUCAGGCCCAGCGACUUCUACUACACCGGGAACAUGUCGGACGACGAGCAGGAGCAGACGGUGGCCGAGGACCUGGUGGUCACCAAGUACAAGAUGGGAGGCGACAUCGCCAACCAGGCGCUCCGCCUGGUCGUGGAAGCGGCGGCGCCUGGCGUGUCUGUGCUCAGCCUGUGUGAGAAGGGAGAUGAGUUCAUCACCGCUGAGACCGGGAAGGUCUUCAAGAAGGAGAAGGAAAUGAAGAAAGGCAUUGCUUUUCCCACCAGCGUCUCAGUCAAUAACUGUGUUUGCCACUUCUCUCCCCUGAAGAGUGACCCUGACUACACACUUAAAGAUGGGGAUCUGGUCAAAAUAGAUCUGGGCGUUCACGUCGAUGGCUUCAUCGCUAAUGUGGCGCACAGUUUUGUGGUGGGAGCUUCAAAGGAAAACCCCGUCCGUGGCCGCAAAGCCGACGUGGUGAAAGCAGCUUACCUUUGCGCUGAAGCAGCACUUCGCAUUGUCAAACCUGGCAACCAGAACAUUCAGGUGACGGAGGCCUGGAACAAGAUCGCACAGUCGUUUAAAUGCACACCUAUUGAGGGAAUGUUGUCCCACCAGUUGAAGCAGCACGUCAUCGAUGGAGAGAAGACCAUCAUUCAGAACCCAUCAGAUCAGCAGAGAAAGGACCACGAGAAGGCAGAGUUCGAGGUGCACGAGGUUUACGCUGUGGAUGUUCUCAUCAGCUCUGGUGAAGGAAAGGCCAGGGACGGAGGACUAAGGACCACAAUAUACAAGAGGGACCCCAGCAAACAGUAUGGCCUGAAGAUGAAGACCUCCAGGAUGUUUUUCAGUGAGGUGGAGCGCCGUUUUGAUGCCAUGCCCUUUACUUUGAGGGCCUUUGAGGAUGAAGCCAGAGCCCGUCUGGGCGUGGUGGAGUGUGCGAAACAUGAACUGCUGCAGCCGUUCAGCGUGCUGCACGAGAAAGAAGGAGAGUUCGUAGCUCAGUUCAAGUUCACCGUUCUGCUGAUGCCCAACGGCUCUCACCGAAUCACAAGUGGACCUUUUGACCUUGAAAUCUACAAGUCAGAGCAUGAGGUUGAAGACCAGGAGCUGAGGAGUCUGAUCCAGAGCUCAGCCAGCCGCAAGACACAGAAGAAGAAGAAAAAGAAGGCUUCAAAGACAGUGGAGAACGCGACAGCCGCCGACGAAAAGGAAGCAGCGAAGUAAACGCUGCGACUCCACUCAUGCAACUCCAAAGAGAAGUGGUGUAAAAUGUCUACUGCUGGAAUUACACAAGGCUAAACAAACACUGGAAGCAAAUGAUUAUUACAAGCCAGUUGUUCUCGAGACUUGUAGAGGACGUUUAACCUUUUACUGUGUCGCAGCUACUUAAGUCAUGAAUUUGAACAGGAAAAAUUGACUUUGUUUUGUUUUACAUUUCAGUGGUCAGUAUCUCUGAAGGAACAUUAGAUUGCAAUGUUUACAUUUCAUCUUCCAGCAGUGAAACAGCCAGGUUUAAUUGACAAACUCCGUUUUUGAGACAAUACACAGGUUGAGGCUGUCGUAAAGGGUGAAACUGCUGUACUGUGAGGUAGUACUUACGUAAUCCAACCUGUGCUUGAUUUAAAAUAGCUGAAACUGAUUGACCUGCUUAAAAAAAAACUAAGGAGUCAAGGGAACAAAAUGCUACACUAACUGCCAAGGAAGCACGAUGGCCAAGACGGUCAGCAUUGGUGACGUGAAUAAACUCAGGUUCGACGGUGAUGUGACGAAGGAAGAGGCCUGUGUGUUGAUCAUUUGCUGAUAAAAGAUUGUAAACCACCUGGAGGGCAAAUGAACUGUGGAAAUAAAAUAUU